UUGUCCAUACUGGUCUGCACAUCUACAGCUGAUUCCAGCUGAUUCAUUCGGUUGUUUACAGGAAUGAGGAUAAUAAAAUAAUACGUUUAGCAAUACGUGUCAUUGCCGAAAUUCUCUUAUCGAUACGCUCAAUUAUGGGAUGUUGUUACAGCCUCUGUAAGGAGGACAGCGGCCAGCAGAGUGGGGAAGCAAAUGAGAGAACACACUUGUUGAUAGAUCCAGUUAGUAAUAACACAAGUAUACCCAGAGUGCACAGCGAUGAUUAUGUUAACCAGUAUGCAAGCUCUGCACCCAAGAAGACAGAUGAGCAAAGUGCAUUGAAUAGAAUUUUACAUGAAACAGCAGCCAAUGUGAUAGAUGUUGGGGCAUUAGAUUCACAUAACUUGGAACAACAUGAAUAUGUGGAUAGAUCACGUGCAUAUUCCAAACGUAUUGAAGCUGGAGGACUUAAAGUCCCUGAUAGCACAUCUUGUCUGCUUAAAGAUAUUCCUGCUCCUGAAAGAAUAUUAGCUGCAGAUUCUCUUGGAUCUGGUGAUCAUGGACUGAUUACCGAAAUGCUCAAUAACGCUGUCACGGCAUUAGAAGAUGUAAAAGUUGAACACAAAGAGGACUUAGUAGUUCCUUUCUUAUCGUGA
Molecule: messenger RNA, 635 nt
Organism: Dufourea novaeangliae
Lineage: Eukaryota; Metazoa; Arthropoda; Insecta; Hymenoptera; Halictidae
Gene: Lamtor1
Product: ragulator complex protein LAMTOR1
Exons: 5
Coding region: 135-635 (166 amino acids)
Biological process (GO): regulation of receptor recycling; endosomal transport; cellular response to amino acid stimulus
Cellular component (GO): Ragulator complex; membrane raft; lysosome
Molecular function (GO): guanyl-nucleotide exchange factor activity; molecular adaptor activity
Source: RefSeq, a predicted model, not a curated record